GCGAGGUGUUGUUAACGCGACAGAGGAGCGAAUGCAUUUUGUUGCGGACUAUGUAAAAAAAAAUUAAAUUAGUAGCUAGAUACUAUUUCUUCGCAAAGAGUUUCAGUUUGUUUUUGGAAACCGUGUUGCGCGACGGAAUGUGGGAGUAUAUUAAAACUAUGUAAGUGUAUUGACGUCUGGAAGCAAACUAUCUUAUUAAACAGUGUUAACUAACGUUAUCGAGUCCGUUAGCUAAGCUAUCUUAGCUAAGACCUAUGACGGGGUUUUGCCAGCGAGCUAAACUUCACUACUGGAGUUUAUCAUACCGAUACUAGCGUAGUUUCUGCAUGUAUUUACAGUGAAACUGCGCGGAUACUUAGUAUUUCAACGACGUUUUCAUAUUGUUAUCCAUCCUGGCUGGCUAUUUGCUUUCAGGUUAUAACUCUACUGAAGGGCGCCAGCUACCUAGCUGCUGUUUAGCGAGCUUCAGUGGAAACGGAUGCCGACUGAUCCGCGUAACUGGCUAACUUAAGCCAGCUGUCGUGCUGGGAUGCAAGCUAAGUAGCAAACCUGUAGCUCGUCCCUGUCAGCAGGCCAAAUUUAUUUCUCUUCGCGACAAUCUUUCUCUCCGACUGGGGACUGCCUGUGGUCGACAAAAAAUGCUUUUAGCGGGAACGAGGAAAGUGUCCCGCUGACUUGGCGGUUCAGUGUGGAUUCUGGGCUGAGGCCUGCAGGUCGGGCUUUCACGGGGCUAGAGUUGGCGCGACCCGCGAGGUUUGUGAGCGGGGAACCCGCGACACAGGCUGCCGGGAGCCCUUGGGCCAGGAAAGAAGCGAAAUGGAGCGGAUGGAGGUGGACCAGUGCGCAGGCGCAGCUGCGGGCGGCGGAGGCGGGGCUCUACGCAGGUCGAACAGCGCCCCCAUGAUCAGCGGUGUUAGUGAUGCCAUGACGGUGUUCAGUCCCACCAGCUCGGCAAGAUUUCGCCGGAGCAGUAUGUCCGUGAACCACAGCUGUCCUGGGCGGGCCCUCCCCCUGUCCCCCUUCUCGUUGGCCAGCGAGAGACAGGAUCAUAAAAGGCUGGAGGAGAGUGUGGAGCUGCACCUGAGAGAGAAUCUGCAGAGGAUGAGUGCUUCAUCUUCAGCUCCUCAUCCUCCUGUCAGUCACUGGCAUGACCACACCUCCCUGGGGAUACAUUCACUUGACAGUGGUGUCACACCAAACUCAUCCCCAAGUCCAACAAGGAGGUUCAGAGGCAGGGCGGCGCAAAACGAUGCAGUGAGGUGGCCCGCUCUAACGCCGCUGAAAAGGAAAGGAGGAGUCGAGUCCGAUGGACCCCCAAAGAAGCUGUUUGUUGCCGGGGUGACGGAUGCACCUCACAUCGCCGGUUACACAGUCAGUGUUGCCCAGGCUACCGGAUCACCAGUGGGCGGGGUUUCGGUUUGUGCCAGCCCACAGGGCAGCCCCCUCCCUAUCUCCCCCCCUCCCUCCUUCACUUCCCACCACCCAAGCUUCUGAAUCCACACCACCUCCAGCCAAUCACAGCGCAGGAUAAGGUGGCAAACACACAUGCAGAUAGGUUCACACUAUCUCAGCCAAUCAAAAACAUGCAUACAGAUAUGUCCACACUGUCCCAGCCAAUCAAAAACACACAUACAGAUAUGUUGAUACUAUCCCAUCCGAUCAGAAGCAUUCUUUCACAGGAGGUGUUAUCUCAAGGUGAGGAAUGGCAUCUCCUUCUUCUGCUUUUGUUCCUUUCUCCCUCACCGGUGAGGGAUCGAGCAGAAACUUAGAUGUAUUGGAAAACAAGCUCAACCAAUGACAAAUCAGGAAAGUUUUGGAGACAACCAAUGAGAGGUGUGGAUUGAGAAGAGCUCAGCCAAUCAGAAUGAGAGCUGAAGCAGAAGAGACAGAGGCGGAGUAUUUCCCUAAGAACAGAAGCUCAUCUGAUGUUUUGACAGCAUUGGACUGGGCCAAUUAUUUUAAAUGUUAGACCAAAUAAAUAA
Molecule: messenger RNA, 1982 nt
Organism: Anguilla rostrata (American eel)
Lineage: Eukaryota; Metazoa; Chordata; Actinopteri; Anguilliformes; Anguillidae
Product: P2R1A-PPP2R2A-interacting phosphatase regulator 1
Exons: 9
Coding region: 817-1494 (225 amino acids)
Molecular function (GO): protein serine/threonine phosphatase inhibitor activity
Source: RefSeq, a predicted model, not a curated record